Molecule: messenger RNA, 7051 nt
Organism: Loxodonta africana (African savanna elephant)
Lineage: Eukaryota; Metazoa; Chordata; Mammalia; Proboscidea; Elephantidae
Gene: COBL
Product: cordon-bleu WH2 repeat protein
Exons: 14
Coding region: 1111-5028 (1305 amino acids)
Biological process (GO): actin filament network formation; actin filament polymerization
Cellular component (GO): actin filament; terminal web; ruffle
Molecular function (GO): actin monomer binding
Source: RefSeq, a predicted model, not a curated record
AAAGGACUGCAAUAAAAUGAUUUUUAUUUCCUUUGCUUUAAUUUGAGAAAAGAAGCAGCAUUUUCAUUUUGUAAAAAAGAAUGGUAUGAGUGUUACCACACCUGGGAGGUCACCACACCUAUCCUUUGGGUCUGAAUGAUGCUUUGAGUGACAAAGGGGCUGGGCGCUUAGUUAACGAGGCCCCCUGGCUGGCCCUGCCUGGCUGUUUACUUCUAGCAUUUGCUCAUACCCCACUCUCAUGAAAAUUAGAAGAAAAUAGAAAGUUCGGAGGCCUUUAAAGAAGCAGUUGGUGUGGGUUUCAGCUGGUCUGCACCGUGAGUGCCCGGGGGCUUAUCUGCCCUGGGAUGCUGCUUUGAAAAGCUGAAAAGGAGCUUUUACAAGAAAAAUUAGAAAUUGGCUCCUCUGUUGUUAGAAUGGUUUUUCUUCAAGUGGCAUUGACUUAGGCCAUCUUACUGAAAAGAGGCUAGAGCCAGGGGUAUCACCCUCAUGGGCCCUGGCUUGUGGAGGGGAUGAUAAGAAGGACCAAAGAGUGGAGGUGUUUUUCUUUAGUACAGCCACCCCUGCUCCAAAGGAGAGCGCUGUUACUUUGCCCUCAUUUACGCAUGUGUGAGAGAUAUUCACCUAACACCCAUAUUUUAAAGAUAUGUAAAGAUGACCAAAUUUAGCAUAUUAAAGGAAACCAGUAUCACUGAGGGCCUUGUGGUGGCUGUGGCAGACCCUUCACGCCUGUGGGCACAAGUGUGUGGACUCCACCCUCUCUGAGAAGUUGACCUCUGACCUAAGCAGAGGAAGUAGCCCCAGAGUCCUCUCUCAGACAUGAUCAACUGUCAGUUUGGUGGCUCGCCUGGGCGUGCUGGUCAGAAUGGAUAUGGGUGGAAUUUCCUUUUCCUUCCUCAUUUCCCUUUGGUACUUGAGGGGAAUAUCACAGAGGGCCGUGGACCUGGCAGCCCUCAGGUGUCAACAAAGCCACCUGUGACAUCAGCCACCACUGUUUGGACUGGGUCUGUGGGUCCCAGCAGCUGUCAGAAAGAUGAAUGCCAGAGCCUCAAGAACUUCAGUCCUGUAGUGCCUUCUUGGAAAAGUCCAUGACAUAAAAACACCACGAGGAAGAUGAAGGCUCGGGCUCCCCUUCCUCCUGGAAAUCCUGCUACUUUGAAUGUUCAUGGUGAACUGAAACCUAGCACAGAUUUGGGCCCCAGCCCUCAGCAGAACCUUAUCAACAUGAAAGAAAAUCUGCGGAACAGUAUGGUGGAUAUCACCGUGGUUCUUCCCAGUGGGCUGGAGAAGAAGAGUGUGGUCAGUGGGAGCCAUGCAAUGAUGGACCUUCUGGUUGAACUUUGCCUUCAGUAUCACCUGAAUCCAUCCCACCAUGCCCUUGAGAUUCGGUCUUUGGAAACCCAACAGCCUUUGAGUUUUAAGCCAAGUACAUUGGUUGGGACCCUAAAUGUGCACACCGUAUUUCUGAAAGAAAAAGUUCCUGAAGACAAGGCCAAGCCUGGGGCAUCUAAGGUGCCUGAGAAAUCUGUGUGUUUGGUAGUGAAUUACCUGCGAACACAAAAAGCUGUUGUGCGUGUGAGCCCUGAGGUCCCUCUCCAGAAUAUUCUCCCAGUCAUUUGCGCAAAAUGUGAAGUCAGCCCAGAGCAUGUUGUACUCCUCCGGGACAACAUUGCUGGGGAGGAGCUGGAACUUUCCAAGUCCCUGAAUGAGCUGGGGAUAAAGGAACUCUACGCGUGGGACAACAAAAGAGAAACCUUGAGAAAAUCAUCACUUGGUGAUGAUGAAACAGAUAAGGAGAAGAAGAAAUUCCUGGGAUUUUUCAAAGUUAAUAAAAGAAGCAAUAGUAAGGGCUGUCUGACAACGCCAAACUCCCCGUCUGUGAAUUCACGUUCCAUUACGCUGGGUCCAUCCCUCUCACUCAGCAACAUCUCAGGGGUGUCCGUGAAGUCGGAGAUGAAGAAGCGCCGAGCUCCUCCUCCUCCCUCCUUGCCAAGUACAGGGACACCUGUGCAAGACAGGGCAUCGGAAAAGGUUUCCCUGGGAUCCCAGAUUGAUAUACAGAAAAAGAAGAGGCGGGCACCAGCCCCCCCUCCGCCACAGCCACCACCGCCCAGUCCCUUGGUACCCAGCCGCACAGAGGACCGGGAGGAGAACAGGAAGAGCACCAUGGGUGUUGGACGGCAGGUGCCACAAAAGCCUCCCCGAGGCACAGCGCGGGGCCCACCCCAGUUAGUGCUCCCCCCGCCCCCGCCCUACCCUCCUCCCGACUCGGAUGUGGCUGAGCCUCUUGGCUUUCCUGGGGAAGGCGCUGGUCAGGAGGCCUCAGACCUGAGACCCAAACUGAGUCUGCCCCUGGGGCCCAGUAGCAAUUGCAUGGUGGACGGUGGCCCGCUGGCACUGUCCGAGGCCGAGGAGACUGCAUCUGUGGGCAGCUGCUUUGCAUCGGAGGACACGACUGAAGACUCGGGAGUGAUGAGCUCCCCUUCAGACAUCAUCUCCCUGGAUUCACAGCAUGACAGUGUGAAGUCCAAAGACAAGUGGACCACAGACCAGGAAGACUGCAGUGACCAGGAUCUAACAGGAACCCCAGAAAUGGGCCCCCAAAGGAGCCCCUCAUGGGAGAGGAACGGCUCUGGGCACUUGCAUCAAAGACCUGAAAAAGCUGCUACAGCCUCAAAUGAUGAUGAACACCUAUUGAUCACUGGACAGUUCCAGAAAACCCAUGCAGAGCUUGAUGAAGAAGAAAUGGAAGAGAGUUAUGAAACAGACACCAGCUCUCUAACCAACUCUUUAAAUGAUGUCUCCAACCACUUGACACAAGAUGCCAUAAUCACCAGCAGCAAUGCAGAUGCAAUCCCAGUGACAUUCAUAGGGGAAGUUUUAGAUGAUCCCGUUGAUCUGGGGCUGUUUUCCAACAGAAACAACAAUGCAGGUUCUUCUGACACGGGAAGCAUUGCCAGCAGAAGAACCCACCUGUCAUUCCAGGCUGAGGAUAACCCGCCCCUUGGAAAGAAGAGAGAAGUGCCUGAAUCAUAUACUCCUUCCCAUGACAGUGGAAAAAACACCAGAUUGGCCUUAUCCAACACCUGUAAUGCUGUGAAUUCAAUUAAAAUUGGACCCAGAGUGACUACUUCUGCCUCAAAGUUACACACGGAUGACCUAAAUGCACAGGAAAAGAGCCAGGUGUAUGGCUGGACCUGCAGUGAAAAGACUGGACCUGCUACCCAGAGAGGGAAUUCACAGCCAGCAAGUGAAAAGGAAGGCAAUGAUAAAAAUGAAGUCCUGUCACCACCUUCGUGGUAUCAACGAGGCCAAAACACAGGGGGAAGUUAUGGACUUAAAUAUGGCCUCACGACAUACAAAAUUGUUCCUGCAAAAUCAGAGAUGAGGUGUUAUGACCGAGGAGCAUCCCUCUCAACGGGUGCCAUUAAGAUUGAUGAGCUAGGGAAUCUGGUGGGUCCCUACAUGAACGGGAGCAAGACCAUACCCGUGUCAUCAUCCGUUCUUGAAACAGAAGGUCAACCCGUUGGAAAAGUAAAAGAAUUCUGGAGGUCCACCUCCAUGGAAAAUCGUUCCAGUGUGCCCACGGAGUGCCCAGUGAAAAGAACCAGCACCACCCUGCCAACUAACCCCCAGAAUCCAGAAAGCAGGCUCAGAGCACACCCCACCUCUCCAGGCCCCACACUGACAUUGCCCCAGCAGCAGCCUGCACCCCGAGAAGAUGGGAGGCAUCUGGAGGAAAGGAGAAGCCAGUCACACAGAGCCAUCACUGUUCAGGCAAAAGGGCCAGCAACUACCACCACAGAAGUCUCUUUUCUCAAGCCCCCGAGAAGAACAUCCAGCCAGUACGUGGCCUCAGCUAUAGCCAAGCGGAUAGAAGCCCAAAAACCCCAUGCUAACUUGACAGUGAAGCACAGUGAUGCUCAGAGGAGUUAUGAAGGCAGAGCCCCAAAGCCAGCUGGACGACAUCUUGCUACAAAAGAUAAUAUAACCCCCAACCCAUGCUCAGAGACAGCACUACGUAAAGAUGAUGCAAAACAGCCCUGCUUCAACCUCUCCAGCAGUAACGGGGUGGAAUCAGCAGUGGGUACCCAUCCAAGAGCGGAGAUCACUAGCUCCUAUGGAAAGUUAUCUGCUCAAAACUGUCCUGCUGGAACUCCAAAAAGCUCCUUUGUCCCACUAAUCAAGCCUUCCCAGAGGGAUCAUGUUUCUGUGGGACAGAGCUGUGGCUUCAGUGGAAAGCAGAGUCCGAGGAACCAGAAGACCAGCUCAGCGUCUGAACCACAGUACGUGCAGGACAGUACAGACGCCCCCCCUUCCCACUCAGCGGAUGAGCAGGCCUCCCCCAGGGCUUUGGUGAAUGGCUUGAGGUGGCCCCCAGUCAGCAGCGAACCUCCUCACUCCCUGAAAGUGUCCACCACGAACAGCCAUGUGUCUCCAGACACGGAGCAGAAACCGAAUACAUUAUCUACAGAUGCAAACGAAACAGAGGGCACUUUGACAUCCAGCAUUUUCGGGCCAAAGAAGAAAUUCAAGCCUGUCAUCCAAAGGCCAGCGCCAAAAGACACGUCCCUGCACAGUGCUCUGAUGGAAGCCAUCCAUGCAGCAGGAGGGAAGGAAAAGCUGCGGAAGACUGCAGAGCACACCUCAGAGAGAGGGCCAAAGAAGCUGUUCUACACGGAGGCAGAGAGCGAGCGGUCGGCACUGCUGGCGGCCAUCCGUGGGCACAGUGGUGCCUGCAGCCUGAAGAAGGUGUCAUCCCUUGCCUCUGAGGAGCUCCAAACCCUCCGAGAUGCUGAACUGUCUGCACACGGGUCACAAAUCCCUCAGCAAGACAGCCUGUGUGUAUCACCCCCACCACCCCCCUUGCCUCCUGCUGCCCCAGCUCCCCCCGUGCCCAGGACAGCGACAGCCUCCAAGUUCAGCACGGGCACUCUCAACAACCCUGUGGAUGCCAGGCAAGCCCUGAUGGAUGCCAUUCGCUCCGGCUCGGGGGCUGCGAGAUUAAAAAAGGUACCCUUGCUUGUGUGAAUACCAAUAAAGGUCAGAUAAUUGCAAAAACUCUUCCUGUAAGACAUCCAGAAUCAUCGCUCAAGGACUCCACGUGGCAGGAAACAUCAGGAUUUGAUGCUACUUUCUUGCCUACAGGCCAAAAUACAUAUAGUUGAUUUUCAGAGCGUUCCCAUAUAAUGGUUCAAAGGGAGGUAACAAUUUUGCUUUGCUGCAAGGCUUGUGUGCCAAGGAGAUGUAUUUUGCCUCUGCAUAUUCAAAAUUGCCAAUAAACUAUUCUUGUUGGCAGGUGAAUGGGAAUCUGAGUGCUGCAACCUAGCACUAACACGUGAUUAGAUUUACGGAAAAAGUGAAAAGAAUCAGGCCUCCGACCAAUUUUGGACCUUUACGAUUUUACUACAGAUGGUUAAAAUCAUUGACUUGUUUAAAAUUUUUUGAAUUCUGGAAAAAUUCAGUUGAAACAAUCUAAAUGUAAUAGGCUAUGUGAUGCUACAUGUGUUGGUAAUAACAAUGAAAGAGUUGGGAGAAUUUUUCAAAGGUGAAAGUGUAAUAAUGAAACGAUUGGGUUCUUAUUCCUCAAAGAGUUGGGGCUAAAACCUCUUGGAGGUUUAUUGGCCAUAAUCCGGUCCACUGAGUUUUUAAAGAAAUUAUUGUCAUGCAGAACACUGAUCAUACGUGAUCAUGUGGGUAGGGCAUUUCUGAAUUUCCCAAAGGUGGCAGGUGGCUGAGAUCCAGGACCACACUGGAGUGGACGGUCGGAUGAACAGGACUCCACUUUGUGACACUUGGUCCCCAGUGGGCUAUGAAGUAUAGCAGGCCUCCCAAAACAGGGGCUGUGUAUGGGACCCACAGACUUCCCCAGAGGCCUUCUGAACUCCCUCAGAGGACGGAGGGGUGCGGAUGUUGGGUGUUUGUAUGUUGCAGAUGUUGAAUCAAAAUUGUGCUUAUUAUUUCAUGAUUUGAGUUCAGUCUUGAUCCUUUUGCUCAACAGACCGGCAGCUCUCCUCGUAUUAUAUACCAGUCCUCUCCUAGCACAUGGUGUUCAGUCAUCAGUAUUUAUAACAGAGUUUAACUACAGUAGUAAUUUUUCAUAUAUAGACCUAAAACAUUUUGUUAUAUUGGAAUCAAAGCUCUUUAAGAGGUUAAUAGAAAUCAAGAGAAGUUCAUUGUUCUAAUGGAACAACAAAUAUGGCUACAUCAUUUUAAUGUCCUUACAAUCUGGGCAUCAAGUAGAAUGGAAUCUCAGCUUUGCAUUGUCUGAUUAAGGUUGCUAAACUUCCUUGGUGAAGAAAGAGCAUCCAGCCAAUUGCUCUUAUCCACAACUGUCUCUGCUAUGUGUCUUUUAGUGCCACAAAUAAAAUCAAAUUGCAGAAAUUGUGUGAAUUUCAUGACUUUAUACUACAAUUGUUUGGAGGUUACAGGAUAUCCCACUCCCAAAAUAGAAAGCAGGAAUUCAUUUAGUCUAUCAACAAACACUUAGAACCUGCUGACUACACUCCUCUAGGCACUGGAUUACAGCAGAUAACAAAACAAGAAAACCUCUGCCCUUGUAGAGUUUAUGUUACAGUGGAGGAGAGAGACCAUAAACAGGAUAAAUAAGCUAAAUGUUGAGUCCACUUAGAUGCUUCUAAGUGCUAACCAAAAGGUCAGCAGUUCGAAUCCACUGACUGCUCCUUGGAAACCCUAUGGGGCAGUUCUGCUCUGUCCAAUAGGGUCACUAUGAGUCAGAAUCAACUCGACAGCAACAGGUUUUGGUUUUUGGUUUUUAAGAGGUAAAUAGAAAAAUCAAGUAGGGAAAGGGAAUGAUAAAGGACUCAACGGAAGGUAACAUUUGAGGAUAAAGUCUGAAGGAGAUGAGAGAGCAAACCAUGGUGGAAAGUAUUCCUGGUAGAGAGAAGAGCAAGUGCAGAAGCAGGCGUUUGCCUGGAGACUUAGAGGAACAAGAAGGAGGCCAGCACAGAUGUGUCUUAGUUCCUAGUGCUGCUGUAACAUAAUACCACAAAGUGGGUGACUUUAAAAUACGGAAUUUUAUUUUCUCACAGUU